This is a messenger RNA of Hemibagrus wyckioides, 12667 nucleotides long. It is a transcript of the gene slc8a2b, whose product is annotated as solute carrier family 8 member 2b. The record is from RefSeq and is a predicted model, not a curated record. Bases 244 to 3129 code for a protein of 961 amino acids. Gene Ontology annotation, cellular component: sarcolemma; postsynapse; axon. Gene Ontology annotation, biological process: sodium ion transmembrane transport; calcium ion import across plasma membrane; cell communication. The transcript is spliced from 13 exons. NCBI's taxonomy places the organism in Eukaryota, Metazoa, Chordata, Actinopteri, Siluriformes, Bagridae. Gene Ontology annotation, molecular function: calcium:sodium antiporter activity.
GACAAGAAAGCACAGAGUGUCAACAGUGUGACAGCGAGUGCAACCAUCAAAGGGAAAAAAAAAAUAUAUAUAUUAAAUAAAUAACUAAAUCUCGGAGCUGUAUUUCAGUGUGUGCUCCAUCACCAUGCUCGUGCUCCCGCUCGCCUUGAACUGCACGUUAUAUUCCUAAGGUUAAGGUGGGCUGCUUCCUGUGCUUCCUUUGUCUCCGUUUCACAACACGUCGUCACUGCCUAAGGAGAAACUAUGGCAUCUUCUCUCCGCUCUGUUGUUUUCCUGCUCUCCUUGUGCCUCCUCCUUUUCCUCCUUCCAUCCUGCACUCCGGAGUCCCAAAAAGAGGAAGAGCCGACAGUUUCUCCCACAGUGCCGGAGUCAUAUGAUAAUUUUUUGUCCACUAAUGCCAGUUCGAAUCGUUGUGGUGAGGCAGUGACGUGUAAACCAGGUAUCAUCCUGCCUGUGUGGAAGCCUGAUGACCCUGGACUUGGAGACAAGAUUGCUCGUGCUGUCGUCUAUUUCAUCUCCUUGAUGUACAUGUUCCUGGGUGUGUCAAUCAUCGCAGAUCGCUUUAUGGCAUCAAUUGAGGUUAUUACAUCACAGGAGAAAGAAGUUACGAUCACUAUGCCCAGUGGAGAGACGACAGUGGCUACUGUACGCAUCUGGAACGAGACCGUGUCCAACUUAACACUAAUGGCACUGGGCUCUUCCGCUCCUGAGAUCUUACUGUCUGUCAUCGAAGUUUGCGGGCAUGGUUUUGAAUCAGGUGAACUGGGUCCCGGCACGAUCGUGGGCAGUGCUGCCUUCAACAUGUUUGUGAUCAUUGGUAUCUGUGUGUGGGUGAUCCCUAAUGGAGAGGUGAGGAAGAUCAAACACCUCAGAGUCUUCUUCAUUACCGCCUUCUGGAGCAUCUUUGCAUACAUAUGGCUUUACCUUAUACUCGCCAUCAUCUCACCAGGAGUGGUAGAGGUUUGGGAGGCCCUGGUCACUCUGUCCCUCUUCCCAGUUUGUGUGAUUUUGGCCUGGAUCGCUGAUCGCCGUCUCCUCUUCUACAAGUACAUGUCCAAGCGCUAUCGAGCUGACAAGAGGACAGGGGUUGUCGUGGAGACCGAAGGGGAAGUGUCCCCUAAAGGAGGGGAUAUGAUCAUGCGUGGGAAGUUUCCAUCAAGUGCGUCAGCUGGAAUUAUUACCCUGGAACACUGCCAGGAUGGGCCUAACAACAGUGCAGGCACCAUGGCAACCCUGCUGAAGUCCAACAGCACCACCAUUAACAUGGAGAGUACAAAAGAUCUGGACGAGAGCCGCAAAGAGGUUAUUCGCAUACUUAAGGACUUGAAGCAGAAGUAUCCCAAAAAAGAUCUGGAUCAGCUAAUGGAGCUCGCUAACUAUUAUGCCCUGCUGCACCAGCAGAAAAGCCGUGCCUUCUAUCGCGUCCAAGCCACACGUAUGAUGAUCGGAGCAGGCAAUGUGCUAAAGAAGCAUGCGGCGGAUCACGCACGCAAGACUGUCGCUAAAGAUGUCGAAGCGUCCGAGCACGACGAUUAUGCCACAUGCAGCCGCAUCUCUUUCGAAAGCAACCACAGCCAGUGUAUGGAGAACUGUGGCACGGUGUCUUUAACCGUGGUGUGUCAGGGAGGAACUGGCGAGAACACCUUUUAUGUGGACUACCGCACCGAGGAUGGAACCGCCAACGCCGGCUCGGAUUACGAGUACUGCGAGGGGACGCUGGUGUUUAAACCAGGAGAGACCACGAAGGAGAUCAAGGUGGGGAUAAUAGACGACGAUAUCUUUGAGGAAGAUGAGCACUUCUUUGUGCGUCUGUUAAACCUGCGAGUCGGCGACGCUGAAGGCAUGUUUGAAAGUGACGAGGUCGGCCAGGCACCCAAGGGCCGAUUAAUGGAACCGUUGGUCACCACAGUGACCAUUCUGGACGAUGACCAUGCAGGCAUCUUCACGUUUACCGAACACAUCACACGUGUGAGUGAGAGCGUCGGCACCAUGGAGGUGACAGUGGUGAGGAACUCGGGAGCUCGUGGAACUGUGAUCCUGCCGUACCACACAGAGCCGGGGACAGCGCAGGGGGGAGGCGACGACUACGAGGAUGCGAGCGGAGAGCUGGAGUUCACCAAUGACCAGACCACGCAAACCAUUCAAAUAAGGAUCAUUGACGAUGAAGAAUAUGAGAAACAUGAGAACUUCUACAUUGUCCUUGAGGAACCUCAGUGGAUGAAGAGAGGAAUCUCUGCUCUGCUGCUGAAUCAAGAGGAGCAGGAAGGGCAGCUCAGUGCCGAGGAAGAGGAAGCCAAGAGAAUAGCGGAGAUGGGGAAGCCGAUUCUAGGCGAGCACAGCAGACUGGAGGUGGUCAUCGAGGAGUCCUACGAGUUUAAGAGUACCGUAGAUAAGCUGAUAAAGAAGACAAACUUGGCUCUGGUGAUUGGCACCCAUUCGUGGAGGGAGCAAUUUGUGGAUGCGGUGACUGUCAGUGCAGGAGACGGAGAAGAUGAAGUCGAGGGACGAGAGCAUCCGCCUUCCUGCUCUGACUACGUCAUGCACUUUCUGACCGUCUUCUGGAAGGUUGUGUUUGCAUGCGUCCCUCCCACUGAGUACUGGAACGGCUGGGCUUGCUUCAUGGUGUCCAUCACCGUCAUCGGCCUCCUGACCGCUAUUAUCGGAGACCUGGCCUCGCACUUCGGCUGCACCGUGGGGCUCAAGGACACAGUGACUGCUGUGGUUUUUGUAGCUCUGGGGACCUCCAUUCCGGACACAUUUGCUAGUAAAGUGGCUGCCACACAAGACCAGUAUGCUGAUGCAUCGAUUGGUAAUGUCACUGGCAGCAAUGCGGUCAACGUUUUCUUGGGCAUCGGUGUGGCCUGGUCAGUCGCCGCAGUCUACUGGUCAAUAAAAGGCGGCAGAUUUAACGUGGAACCUGGCUCCCUGGCCUUCUCCGUCACCCUCUUCACUAUUUUUGCCUUCAUCAGCAUGGCUGUUUUGCUCUUCCGGAGACGGCCAUCCAUUGGGGGUGAGCUCGGAGGUCCUCGAAUUCCACGCCUCAUCACCACGUUGCUGUUCUUUGGUCUGUGGCUUCUUUACAUUCUCUUCUCCAGCCUGGAGGCUUACUGCCACAUCAAUGGCUUCUAGAUCUUUCUUGAAUGUAAAAAAAUUGGAGAUCAGAUAUUUACUACAAACUACACACUAUACAGACGGCUCAGAUCAACAUAAACCGAGUCGAGGGCGAAGAUACGCUUAGCGACUUGCAAAGCUUCCUGGAGCACUUUCUGAAGAUGAACAGAAAAAAAAGAUAAAGUUGCUCACAAAUUCUAAGAGAACAGAUGUAAGACGCACACAAAAACGCAUGAAGAAUGCUUCAUAUUGCCCACAUUUAUUAUGUAAAACUUUGAGAGAACAAAAACUUUGAACAUGGGGUCUCGUAAAGAACGAUGGAAGAGUAAGAUAUGAGGAAAAAAAAAAGGAAAAUGGUGGAUAAGGUACAGUAUGUUAAACUCCCAUUUAUAGAUUUAAACCAAAAUGCAAAAACAAACCAGAAUUACAUUCUCACUGUCAUUUUAAGGCAGGAUAGAAAACAUUAAUUUAGUAUAAAAUCCAAAAGUGACAUUAGUAAAAGUUACUCAAAGUCAGGAUAGUUUUAAGCACACGGUCUAUCGAUUUUGUGGGCGUGUCUUUUUGAAAUCAGGUAUACAAAUGAUCUGUGUGUAGUUUUUAGACCAGACCACCACCUUUAAACACUUGCCUUUAAGCCUCCAAAAAAAAAAAAAAAAAAAAAAUCAGGGAUAGAAAAUAUGGACUGAAGCUGCAGAACUUUGAAAUAACAAUUAAACGAAGCAAUGACAUACUCAAUCGAAUAGAAUCAAUUUCAUCAAGCUUUAAAUUCACUAUAAAAUUAAUCAAAUAAAGCCAUUGUAACAUGCCCAGAGUUUGAAGGAUAUGCUGAUCGAGCACUAAUCUGCUGUCGAGUGAUAAUUAUAACAGAAACUUUUUUCUCCAUAAUAUCAAUCCUUCUCUGAUAUCCUCAAUAUUAUUAGCACUAUUCAUUUAUUUAUUGUGUCCUAUUUAUGUGUUUAAUAUGCAUAAGUUUGUUUGAGUAUAUUUAUAACCCAAAACUGAAAUUUCAGAAAGGUACUUCAGAGACUCUUAGGCCAGUUACCUAUUUACUUUUUGUUCCUUUCUGUCAGUCAGUUCUAUUUCCAAAAAUAAAAAUUUUCAAGCUAGUUUCAAACUAAUUUAACGACAGUUACUAAUAGAUGCUGGAACAAGUCCAGAGUCUGAGCUAGUCAUUGCUAAACCAUGAUUUUGUGUAUUUUUUUUGUAAUUAUUUGAAGGUACAGCUGUUGUGAAACUUCAAACCCCACAAAACGUCAGUUGUUUGGUUUCUUCUUUAUUCCACCACUAUUAUUGUUAUGGAGUCCGACUGCUCAUGUGUCCUAUUUUAAUUUAAAAUCUGUUAGGUUAGUUAACUGCUUAAUGGUAUGUUCAACUGAAUAUAUUUUUAUUUCACAAUGUUUUUUUAUCGCCAUUUUCCCGACUCACGCAGCUCAACACUCAUCUGGUGUUUUGUUUUUUUUAUUGAAAACAAUUAGAGAUUGUGUAAUCUAAUUUUUAUAUUUAUUUUUAUGAGUGCCAGUUUUGAGAGGGAAAAAACAAAACGAGGGAGGAUUUGUAUGCUGUUCUCAAAAUGUUUGCAUGUUGAACAGUGUUUGUGUAGAUAAAUGUUCUGAAACUAGUACACGCUAACGAACUGUUCUCCGUUGACUGACAGCUCGCCCCAGUGUGGGUCCAGAGUGUUCAGAGCCGCAGCGGUUAAUGUCACAGCCAUCUGCUCACAUUAGAAUGUUGUUUUGGAGUUUGUCGCACAUUUCACCCAGCUGAGGUUGAUUCGGUCCUGCGCAUCAAGGCUUUUGAACAGGUGUAUAAGACCUGGAAAACCUUGUGUGUGUUGGGGUAUCCUUUAUAAAUGCUUCUGCAUCUAUCUCUAAUAAUCAUGCAACUGAAGUUCUUUCUGUAACAUAAACCCUUCCUGGGCAAUUCUAUUUUAAACACAGAAUUUUGAGCUCAUAAAAAAAAACUUAAAGCUUAUAAACCAUUGAGUUUAUAAACCAGUCGAGGCUCGUCUAUAGGGACAGAGGAGCCAAAGCUGCAGCAAAACCUAUAAGUCCUUAUUCACAGGUCCAUAGAUUUUAAAUUCUGCUGAAACACUAGAAACACUAAUUACUGCUUUAGAGAGACCAAAUAUUUGUUGCUAUUUGACCGAUACAAACUGACCUUCCAUUGAUUUGAUAAUCUUUCAAGACAUACGGCUACUGCCCCAUUUAGCAGUUAUUUUUUCUCUCAGUGGUCAACUGCAACAAAUGCUAAUAGAGGCCCUUCUGAGUAAGUAUCACACAGGGGACGACAGGGUUGCCAGGGUCAUAGUUUUUAUGCCAAGUAGAGAUACUUUAAAAAUAUUCCACUGCCGCCAAGAGUUAUUUCUAUUUUAAGAUAUAUUGCAAAGGGGAGACACACUGACCUUGUUUCCCAUACUGAGAAGAAGAACACAAAUGUUUCAGGUCUGUUUUUGUGGUUUGAGUGUUUGAGAUGUAAUUAGAUUGGAAAUAUAGCUGAAACCUCGCAAACCUACUUAAUUAGCUCUUCUGGGUGCAGCUUGCAGGUGAUGGGAAACAGACCUGAAUCUUUUAACCAUCUUUGAACCUAUCCAAUGUGGGGAAUAUUACACUGUCCACCAUGCACACACUUUCACACGCUCAGUUCACAUCUAGGAGCAUUUUAGCAUAGCUAAUCCACCAAUCUACCACAUGAAACGGAGCUGAGGCCCCAGGAGCUGUGAAGCGAGAACACCCAUGUUCAUUCAUCUUCAUUAACAGCUUUGUUUUGAUCAGCGAUGCAGUGGAUCCAUCACUGGGCACUGUGCCCUCACACAUUUGCAUACUCACAGGGGUAACUUAGCAUAGCCAAGCUGCGAGGUGGGAAAGCUACCUGCUGCACCACCAGCAUAUUUUAGUAAUGAAUGUGUCCAAUCUUAUCCUCAAAGGGCUGGUGUGGGUCCAGUUUUUAAUUUCAAUCCUGCAGGAGCCACACCUGAUUCCAUCAGUUUAUUUAAUUAUUUAUUUGGCUCCUGGUUGGCUGGAAUGAAGUCCUGCACCCUCACUGGCCCUUCCUGGAUAAGUCCAUGCACCCCUGAUGUAGACGGAGUAACAACUGCGGUGUAGUUCACAAUCUGUUCUGUGCACUCCUGGCACCCUUAAGCAUGAUGAAUCAUUAAUGUAGAAUGUAAUAAGUGGGGUAUUGAUUGGUCCAGUGUCUCAAUCUAUUAUAAAAGCACUCAGUAUCACAACUUAGUAUUGUGUAUAAAGCAAAUCUAUAGUUCUGUCUAUUUUUGUUUGUAAUGAACAGUGUGCUAAGCUAAGCUCUAAGCCAUGCUUUUGGCAGGCUUUAUUCCCUGCACAAGGCUAGGCUUUUACCUGUGUGGUUUGGUCGUCUUUUGUCUGUUGGCUAGUCCCAUAAAGAUGCAUGUAGGAGUACAAUUUGACAGAACUUGAAAGACAUGCAUGGGUGGUUGUAUAAAAGUGUACAGUGCUAAUUUAGUUCAAUGAACAACAUGUACUGCACCGGAGGACAGAUUCUAUGACUUUAAGGCCAUCUAUCUAGUAUACACCUCCAAGGUGACAAAUACAACAGAUUCUAAAUCAGUACACAGUCCCAAUUACAGCCUCUGUUAUGCUUUGCCUUGCCUUUUUCCACAAUUAGCUCCAAGUUUAGCAUGGUGCAUGAUAUAUGUGAUAAUGUCAAUAGCCCCCCCCACCUCUAUAUGUGCGUCCAUGUGUUAUGUAAAAGAAUAAUUUCAACAUAUUAUAUAAAUAAUUUAUGUAUAUUUUACAAAUAUUUUCCACCUUUGUCAGUGACAAAUUGGGCAUAAUUAUAGCAAUAAGUGUCUUUGUUUUUACUUGAAGCUCAAAGCAAUAUUUGUCCUUACAUUUUUCCAGCUAGGUCAGGUUAGUUGGGUGAGGUGAUAGAAAGCCUAAGCAGAAAUUUUGAAAUGGAGAGUAUUAUUUGAAAAAAAAAAAGAAAAGAAAUGUUUGGACACCAUUAAGACAUUCCAGUAUUGCUUUUUCGUUGUGUGCUUAGGAUGAUUGUCUGCUGAAAUACAAACUUGGUUUCAGAUUAAAGAUAGCAGUUGUGCUAUAACAAAUUUUCUGUGAUGAGUGAUUUUCAGGCAGAACUACUUCUGCAGAAGCUAAAGUACACAGAGUUAGGAUUUAGUGCUGUAUUGCAUUAUUUUGCCAAAUUUGCCACUUAACACCCCCCUUUGCCAGUUGCUACUGCCUCCUCCGCUGUGCCUCUGUUAACCACCUCCAGUGAACAUGACAGUUGCAGAUGGCCUUUGCACCAUCCAAAUUAUCUAUAACAACUUCAAUGCUGCUGGUUUCUUUGCCUCUUUGUACAAAUCACCCCAUGCCUGCUUGCACUACAUCUGUUGCCAAUGACCCACUGGCGGUUUUCCACCUUCUAGUGGAAUCUCAUUUCUCAUCACACAUCACAGCUCAUUUCCUUCCAAUUGCAGCCUUUUUCACCUUGAUCUCAGCCUUCCAUCAUCCUGGCAUUCCCUCUCUCUCUCUGGAAAACACUAAAGGCCCUUUACCUCUGUGUAAUUCUUCAUCCAUUAGACCAAUGUCUUCUAUCAGCCCUCCCUGCUGAAUUGUUUUCACUUUAUCUUGCAUCCUCAACCGCCCCAACACACAAGUCUUCCCCCUCUGGGCAACCUUAACCUCACCUCACCACAUGUAAUUUGCAUUGUAACACAUUAUACCACUUUUCCAGUUUGACUUUAUCAGUUUCCUUACUACAGAAAAUUAUCUGGGAAAUGCAGGUUUGGUUUCUUGAACAUCAGAACUGAAGCAUAUCUUCAUCUACCAGCUUCGUCUACCAGCAUGCUGUGUUGCCCCGUUAAAAUCUAUACAGAUACUGCUUUAUCCAUUACCAUUGUGCAAUUUCUACCACACUAUUAUUGCUGGCCAUCCUUGGGGAUAUACUUAGACAAGUAGUCUUAUUCUUACUUAUUCUGAUAACCUAGUUACCUAGUAACGGCAUCAAUAAUGGACAUUCCACUAACUCCCUAAGCCUCAAGCCUUUGAAACUUGCCACCAUUUAUUCCAUUUAAAUAUAGAAUUAAAUAUAUAAGUAUUUCAACUAUUGACCAGUACCUGCUUUAUUCCAACAUUCAUAAGAAAUUCAGAUCUUUCAUACCUUAAGUUCUUUAAUCAAGGGCUCACCUCACAACAGGGAAUUACCCACUGAGUCCUCACUAUCACCCUUCAAACCUUUGCGCCCACCUUCUUACCAUACUUGUGUCACAGAUUUUGCCAAGCUCUACCAUACUUGUGCCACUCUUGACUGUUUUUAACCAGAUUUGCUCUGCUCCUCAAAUUAAUAUUUACACGACUUCCUCGAGUUCAGAUACUCACAAAGCACACUAUGGUCUGGCCUUUCUCAUAUUGGCUCCAUUAUCACCCAUCACUGAUUUCAGAGCCAUCUCUAACAAGUUGGUAUUUGGGAUUGGAAUUAGUGCAGUGUCUUCAGCAUCCAGGCACUGACUUCUAGCAAGUAUCUUCCAACUCCAACAACGCUUGAGCGUUGGUCUGCCGCUAUAUCCUAGACCCUAGACAUGUAGGGGUUUGGCUUUCUAGCAAAAAGCAGCAGUGGAAAUCCUCAUACCAUGAGUUGCUGCAUGGUCUACACUCACAAAAUAAGAUAAAAGUCCUUAAAACUCACUCUUCCUUUUAUCUAUCUUCCUACAUAAUUCCAUAUGUCCAACAUUUUUACACUCUACUAUACAGGUUCUCAACCCUUGUCUUGUAGUAUCCUUUGUCCCGCACAUUUUCAUUGCAGUCCAUGAUCCCAACAUACCUGAUUCAGCCAGAUGAUAACCAGUUCUUGAGUUGAAGUGGGUGUGGUUGAGCAGACAGGAUAGAGGGUACUUCAGUAUUAGGGUUGAGACCUUAUGCUUUACCACAUAACAUAUUGCUUGAAGGUAUGGUUGGCACUUGCUGAAUAGUUUGGUCUUAGCAAUAGCAGUGAUUUGCAUCUCUCUAUAAUCUGGUUCUGCUUGUCUUGAAAUCCCAUUUAUAUUCAUUUUCAGGCUUCGUUUAAAAACAUUUCUUCCAUGUGGUAGAAACUCAAAUGAUGAGAGGUACAGGUAGAACAAUUCAACAAAUAGGGACUUCUAGGGUAAUACUUUCCACGUAAUAGUCACCAUGUUUUUACUGCUCCGUUGCUAUUUAUUUAAUUCACUCAUUCUUCUUUAGUCACUAUUUUAUCCUGGUCAGGGUUGUGGUAGAGCUUGGAGAUCACCCCAGUAACACAGGGCACCAUGAAUGGGAUGCUAGUCCAUUGCAGGGCACCAUAAAUGUACACACAUUCACACCUAGGGGCAAUUUCUGGUCUUCAGUCCACACACUGGCAUGUUUUUGGAUAAAACCAGAGAACCUGGAGGAAACCCACAGAACGAACGUAUGAUACUCUGCACAGACAUUUUCCCAAGCUCAGGAUCGAACCCCUGGAGCUGUGAAGCAGUAAUGCUGCCAGCUGUGUCACUGUGCCACCAGUGCUGUUUACGUUUUCCUAGUAUCUAUUUAUUCAAAAGCAAAAUCCACAAUCUAAUCUUUAAGAGCACAUUCUUUUUUAUAGUCAGUUGAUAAUGUAAGCCUCGAGAAACACAAUUUUCAUGGAACAAAAAAGAGCUGUCAAGGGCUCCUGAGUGGUGCAACAGAAAAGCGUUUGCCUGAUUGUUGUGAAAUUAUGAGCUUGAAGCCUUUCCAUGGCUGGUUGGUGUCUGUCAUGAGACAGGGGAGAGCUGGCUAAUGGGUGGGAAUGUACAGAUGACCAAACUAGGGAGAAAAUGGAGAAAAAAAAAAGAAAACACAUCUACUAAAAAAUAAAUAAAAAAUAAAUAAUAAAAACAUAUGUAUGCCCUAAAAGUAUGUUUCUUCUUCCUAGGCACAUAGUUGUUCUCUUGCCCACAAUGGCAUUGGAGCUUAUUCGCUGGCGUUAUGCUGUAACCUAUGUAUUGAGAGCACACUGUACAUAGUGAAAAGAAAGCCAUUUCAAAUACAACCUAAAUGUUUUGAAGCACUAUAAUUAUUUGCUGAUGAUGUUGUUGUUGUUGUUGUUGUUUGCAUUAUGGUUGUCUGGACCAUUCUGGUGUUUUAGCAUUUUCUGUUGCAGAAAACUGCUGCUGCUAGUAGAUGAUCACAUCAGUUUCCCCCUCUGUUUUCUUGUCUUAUUUGUCUUGGAAGGCAUGUCUGGGGUUUUAAGGACAUUUCCAAACUUUAAAUCCAAUGAGUGGAACUACUUUUUAUACUGAGAAUGAAACAUGCCAUAAACCAUACAAGUGUUUAAAGUGCCCUUUAUCUUCAAGGGUUUUAUAAGAAUAUUUUAAGCUUUACCUUUUAGGUAAUAAUUAGAUGUUGAUCUUGAGAUGUGUUUUUUAGGGGAAAAAAAGUCACCAAUUGAAUCGUAAUACAGAAAUACAUGUACAAUAUUCCUAACCUGCAAAUUCACUAAAACCCAUUUAUCCAAAACGAUCACGUCAUCGCUCUGAGCGUAAUGUCCAAUCAAUUCAAACAGACUGUUACUGAAUUUUUUUUAAAGGAUUGUGUGACUUGAUUAUUGCCUUAGGGACAAGUUUUAUUAUUUUGUUAUAUGUUACUUUUCUAAUGUACCACCACUGAGGUGUUAUACGUUCUGCUAUUUUACUCUGGACGCAACAGGAACCAAAAUGGAUCGAGACAACAAGUGCAAUAUAAAACCUGCCGCUUUUCUUUUUUUUUUUUUGAGGGCAUGUACAAAAAUAUUACUUAGAAAAAGAAAUCAUCCUCAAUGCAAUAAUCAUUCAUGUGUUCAUUGGCUUUGUUAAAGAAAUGUUCAGAAAUUGAUCACGUUCCACAGGUUUAUAGAUGAAUGUCAGCCUUUAUUACGUUUACCAGAAAUCAGGUUUCAUUUAUUUCCCCUUUAUGUCACAGAUUCAGUCUUUGUAUCACACAAUUAUACAGAUUUGUAAUCCUUUAAAUACAAAUUUCCUAUGUGUGUCAUUUUAGAGGUCGUGUUAUGGAAGUAAUGGUUGGGAUUAAUGUUUGAGAUAAUUACGUACACUUAGUAUGUUGACUUCUUUAAAAAGAAAUUAUAGUGUAAAACUGAACUGAAAACUAAACCCUUAAUCUGUUUGUAUAAAUCUCCCUAUCGCUCUCACACACACACCUCCUGUAAUUUUCCUUGUUAGAAAUUUCUACAGGAUUUGUAGAUUUGUAUGAGGUAGAAAAAAUAUUUCCAAAUAUAUUCUAUUCUAAAAAAACCUGCUCUUUUUUUUUAAUAUCAAUUUAUCCUGUUUAAAAAACCCAAUUUAUGAUCCACAUAAAUGUUAGAAGUAUGUUCCAUGCUCCACCGUAGCCGUUUUUGUCUAUUAAACAUGUGUUUCAGGGUUCAUUUGUGUCACUGAAGGAACGAGAGAGAGAGCACGGGUCUCUACGCUCAAUGUGUUGUUUUAAUGUACUGCCUUAAAUGUAACGUUUCAGUCCACUGAGUCAACUGGUCAUUCGAUGUUACUAGAAAUGUGUUUGCACUGUGCUGUUCUGCAUGUCAUAGAUGUGCGAAAAGAGAGAAAAAGCAUGUCCAGUUUAUGUGCAUGAUCCGUUUUCAAAAAAAAAAAAAGUUUUAAAAAGAUAUCUGAAAAGCAGUUCUUAAUGCUUUUAUAUGGUUACCAUUUAAGAAUAAACAAAGAAAAAGUUGUGAAAAGUCAUUUUAAUUGGAGUAUCUUUGUGCUACACUUGGCAGAAACUCAACACUGGAACACACACAGUGAAGCAUGGUGGUGGUAGACAGCUGGUAGUUACCCUGAACCUCUUGUUUGCUUCUUGGUAUAAAUGCCUUCGUUACCUGCUCACUGAUAUUUGGUGCACAGACUCGUGUCCAUGUGAUGUUUGGGAUAUAUAUCUAUAUUUUUAAACCAAUCACUGAUUGAGAGUUUUCCAGAACUUUCUGCUGCAACCCCCCCCCCCCCCCAAAACAAAACAAACAAAAAAAAAAAACUAACAAAACAAAACUGUAAAAUCCUUGAAGGAGAGAUUUAUACUGAGAUCAUGAGGAGGUAUGUGGAUGUAAUAAAUGAGGAUAUGAAGCUAGUGGGUGCAAGUGUUGAGGAUGCAGAACAUAGGGAUACGUGGAGAGAAAUGAUUCGCUGUGGAGACCCCUGAAGGGAAAAGCCGAAAGGAGAAGAUGUGACAUUCUGUUAAUUACAUGAAUUCUCAUGGUAACUAGUUCUCCCAGAAUUACCGUAGACUUUGAGGUUUCACAGCAAUGAGUGAAUAUUUAUUUACUUGCAAACAAUUUUGCUCAAUAGAUUGUCCAGUUAAGUCCAUUACAGUUUCAGGAUGUAACACUACAAAAUGUGAAAAAGUUCAUAAGGGGGUCAAUACUUAUGCAAGCCACUGUAGUAUUCUAUUAGGUACAUCCUGUCUAGACUGGACCAUAGCAUGAAUGUGAAAAUGGAGCCUCAUUUCGAUCAAAGCCUCUGGUUUUCCAAACAGAUUUCUAAAGUACAGGCUCACAAAAAAUAAAUCUGCAACCAGGUCACAAACUGAUAAACAGGAAGAAAAAGCACUGACCUCACCUU